Molecule: messenger RNA, 1407 nt
Organism: Lentinula edodes (shiitake mushroom)
Lineage: Eukaryota; Fungi; Basidiomycota; Agaricomycetes; Agaricales; Omphalotaceae
Product: NADH-ubiquinone oxidoreductase
Exons: 10
Coding region: 1-1407 (468 amino acids)
Biological process (GO): mitochondrial electron transport, NADH to ubiquinone
Molecular function (GO): NAD binding; quinone binding; NADH dehydrogenase (ubiquinone) activity
Source: RefSeq, a predicted model, not a curated record
AUGGCUUCGAUGCUGUUACGUUCAGUCGCGCGUUCAACAGUAGCGAAGCUUCCUACAAGCUCAAAUAUUCUUCGCCGCUCUUUGACUUCAUCCCCUGUUACACGUCUGGCUGAGCCAGUGUCUGCAGCUGACUCUGCUCACACUCCAGGCGCCAAAAAUAUUUUCGAGUACCAUACAGUAGAGGAUCUGCAAGGGAUGCAUGCCUCUGAAAUUCUGGCAGAGACAGGAACUAGGGCAGAUGCGAAAAUGAGGCACUUUACUGGUGAGAACCUGAGAUUCAAUCUUCCUCAACAUCCUGCCGCACACGGAGUUCUCCGUCUCAUCCUAGAACUCAACGGCGAAGAAAUCCUACGUGCGGAUCCACACAUCGGUUUAUUACAUCGAGGGACCGAGAAGCUGAUUGAAUACAAAACUUACAUCCAGGCAUUACCCUACUUUGACCGUCUCGACUACGUCUCCAUGAUGACCAACGAAUUAUGUUAUUCUCGCGCGGUAGAGAAACUGUUGAACAUAGAAGUUCCUGAUCGCGCAAAAUGGAUUCGAACGCUUUUUGGAGAAAUCACUCGUAUUUUAAACCACUUGAUGGCUGUCCUUACCCAUGCUAUGGAUGUUGGUGCCCUUACACCUUUCCUUUGGGGUUUCGAAGAGCGGGAAAAGCUUAUGGAAUUCUACGAGCGCGUUUCUGGGGCUCGUUUGCAUUCCGCUUACGUGCGACCCGGCGGUGUUGCUUUUGACUUGCCUCAUGGGCUUUUAGACGACAUCUUUCAGUGGGCAACUCAAUACGGUUCUAGAAUCGACGAAAUAGAGGAAGUUGUCACUGGUAACCGGAUAUGGAAGGAGCGGACUGUUGGCGUUGGUGUAGUUACCAAGGAGGAGGCAUUGAACUUCAGCUUCAGUGGGGUCAUGUUGCGGGGGAGUGGUGUUCCCUGGGACUUGCGGAGAACUCAACCCUAUGACAUGUACGAUCAGGUUGAGUUCGAUAUACCUAUCGGUGUCAAUGGAGAUUGUUACGAUCGAUAUCUCUGCCGUGUUCAAGAAAUGAGGGAAUCUCUGCGAAUCAUAAGUCAGUGCUUAAACAAGAUUACCCCCGGAGCGAUCAAGGUGGAUGACCACAAGCUCGUCCCUCCUCCCCGUGCGUCUAUGAAGGAAAGCAUGGAAAGUCUCAUUCAUCAUUUUAAGAUCUUCAGCGAGGGAUAUUCUGUUCCUCCUGGCGAGACUUACAGCGCAAUCGAGGCGCCAAAGGGUGAGAUGGGAGUUUACUUAGUCUCUGACGGCACUAAUCGCCCAUACCGGUGCUCUAUACGCGCGCCUGGGUUCGCUCAUUUAGCUGGUGCUGACUUUGUUAUGAGACAUGCAGUCGCUAUCAUUGGAACUAUGGAUCUUGUGUUUGGUGAAGUCGACCGGUAA